This is a messenger RNA of Penicillium longicatenatum, 1644 nucleotides long. RefSeq names its product carotenoid oxygenase family protein. Gene Ontology annotation, molecular function: carotenoid dioxygenase activity. Gene Ontology annotation, biological process: carotene catabolic process. The record is from RefSeq and is a predicted model, not a curated record. The transcript has 2 exons. Bases 1 to 1644 code for a protein of 547 amino acids. Lineage: Eukaryota; Fungi; Ascomycota; Eurotiomycetes; Eurotiales; Aspergillaceae.
AUGGCCCACAUCUACGAUAUCCCCGUUGACUACCCAUACACCCACGGACAGAAGACAGGCGACCAAGUCAGAUACCCCCGCACGCCUGCUUUCCAGACCUUCAAUCUACCAUCACGACUCGAAGGCGACAUCUUUGACCUCGAAGUAGACGGCACAAUCCCGCCCGAGAUCAACGGAACCUUCUUCAGAAUCCAACCCGAUCAUCGGUUUCCCCCUAUAUUCGAAGAAGAUAUACACUUCAGCGGUGACGGCAAUGUAACCGCAAUUCGAAUCCAAAAUGGCCAUGCAGACUUCAAACAGCGAUAUGCGAAGACUGAUAGGUUCAAGGCCGAAACCGCAGCUCGCAAGAGCCUAUUUGGCAAAUAUCGGAAUCCUUACACGGAUUCUGACUCGGUGAAGGGUGUGAUUCGCACUGUGGCUAAUACAAACAUAACCUUCUGGCGUGGAAUGCUACUUGCAACUAAAGAAGACGGGCCCCCAUAUGCGAUGGAUCCUGUUACGUUGGAGACGAUCGGCCGAUAUGACUUUGAAGGCCAGGUUCUAUCACCGACCUUCACUGCACAUCCGAAGUUUGACCCUGAGACGGGUGAGAUGAUAUGUUUUGGUUAUGAAGCUGGUGGGGAUGGGAAUGAUGGAUCGUGUGAUAUUGUCGUUUACACGAUUAAUGUGGAUGGGAAGAAGACCGAGGAAGUGUGGUAUAAGUCGCCAUUUUGUGGGAUGAUUCAUGACUGCGGGAUUUCGGAGAAUUAUGUCGUUCUUCCGCUGACGCCGUUGAAGUGCUCGGUGGAUCGUUUGAAGAAAGGCGGUAAUCACUGGGCAUGGGAUCCUACAGAGAGUCAAUGGUAUGGUGUGGUUCCGAGGAGAGGAGGGAAACCAGAGGAUAUAAGAUGGUUCCGGGCAGAGAAUGCUUUCCAUGGUCACGUCGCAGGCUGCUACGAGAAUGAACAAGGUCGUAUUGUUUUCGAUCUCACAGUGGCUGACGGCAAUGUAUUUUUCUUCUUCCCACCUGAAAACCAGGCGUCCAGCAAUCUGGGGGCCAGAAACCGGCUCGAAAGCGUCACGCAUCGCUGGGUCUUUCACCCAAAACAAGAAUCGGGAUCAUGGGUCAAGCCCGAGGUUCUCUGGAAUACCAGUGGUGAGUUCUCCCGUAUCGAUGAUCGAUAUGUCACGAAGAAAUACAACCAUUUCUGGCAAGCGAAGAUUGACCCCACACGGGAGUACGAUGCAGCACAAUGUGGCUCCCCUGCAGGAGGGCUGUUCAACUGUCUAGGCCAUUACCAAUGGGAUGACCGUUCCGAGGACGUGCUCUGGGCCGGUCCACGGGGUACGUUCCAGGAGCCUACUUUCAUUCCGCGGAAAGGGGGCAAAGAGGGGGAAGGGUGGAUCAUAGCGCUAGUGAAUCGGCUGGAUGUGCUUCGAAAUGAUGUGGUGAUCGUCGAUGCGGGGCAUCUGGCAGGUGGGCCCUUAGCGACGAUCCACCUUCCUUUCAAACUGCGGUUGGGAUUACAUGGGAAUUUCGUUGAUCAUGGAGACAUUGAGGAGUGGGAGCAGAAGCGGGCUCUGGGGGGAGAUGUUGGACCCGUUCGGGCUGCGCAAAGACCUCUAAAUUGGCAGCUGAGCUACUUGCAAGAUCGAAGACACUAG